AUGUCUACUGUCAAUAAAGCAAUCAUCAUCGGCGCGGGCCCAGCUGGCCUUGCUGCUGCACUUCAAUUACAUCGAAAGAACAACAUUGACGUUACUGUGUACGAGCUUAGACCCAGACCAUCUAACAUCGGUGGAUCUAUAGGCAUAUUUCCCAACGGCCUGCGUCUGCUUCAUCGCCUGGGACUAUACGACGCCCUUCUUGCUCGCGGCGCAAUCGUCGACACGUUCCAUAUCCACUCAUUACACCAGGGCAAUAUUGGCAGCAUGGACAUUUCAGCUUGGGCCAAGAAGAAGUCGGGCUUUGGAUUCAUGCGCAUUAUCCGCCGAGAUCUGCUGGAAGUGCUGUUCGACGCCAUCCAUGGGGAAGAGAUUCCUGUUCAUUUCGACAAAAGACUAGUCUCCAUUGAAGAGGGUGCAUCAAGCGUAACAGUGACCUUCUCGGAUGGUUCGAACGACACAGCCGACAUUCUGAUCGGAUGCGAUGGGAUCCAUUCCAGCGUGAGACGACUGCAUGUCGACCCUGCCACCAAGCCCGAAUACUCGGGCAUUGCGGGAAGCGGUGCCAUCGUCUCGACGGUGGGCCUACCGGAGAUGCUUCGAAAGGAAGCCAACAUAAUCCCCACGACUGCAGGUGUUAUUGCGAUGUUUCCAUGUAGCGCCGCCGGGGAUCAGCUUUACUGGUUCCUUUCUCGGGAGACGCCCAUCCCAUACUCUGAGUCAGGCAACGAGCGGGACGGGUGGGAAGUCCGACGCCAGCAAGAGAUGGAAGUGUUCAAGUCCACGAUCCGAGAAAUGACGAAGCCAGCUCAAGGCGAAUGGCGGGGGGUUCUAGCUGCAUUGGUGGAUCGCACGGAUGUUAUUGGUUUCUAUCCGGUCUUUCGACUCCCGCUUGGUGGGAAAUGGUAUACGUCUCGGACCAUCUUGCUUGGAGAUGCAGGCCAUGCCAUGCAGCCUCACGCAGGCCAAGGAACCUCCAUGGCUUUGGAGGAUGCCUUCUUGCUGUCGCGAGUCCUGAAAGAGAAAGAUUGGAGCUUGGAACAUGCGUUUGCCCGAUACGAAGCGAUCCGGCGACCGCGCAUCAACGAGCUCUACCAACUGGCGGCCAAGAAUGGACGGCGCCGCAAAGCCACAGGCUCCUGGGCACUGUGGGUGGGAGAGAACGUUAUGUGGGCUCGUUUGGGUCUGUAUCGUAUUCUGGGGUUAGAGUCGUGGGGCCUAGGCCAGACGCACCUCGUGUACGACAUCGAUGAGGUGGAGCUGUGA
Molecule: messenger RNA, 1263 nt
Organism: Aspergillus saccharolyticus JOP 1030-1
Lineage: Eukaryota; Fungi; Ascomycota; Eurotiomycetes; Eurotiales; Aspergillaceae
Product: FAD-dependent oxidoreductase
Exons: 2
Coding region: 1-1263 (420 amino acids)
Molecular function (GO): monooxygenase activity; FAD binding
Source: RefSeq, a predicted model, not a curated record